CGGUAGUUGUCGUCCAUUGUCUUUUUUCACUCUCGCGGUGGAGGGGCGAUACGUUAAGCUCAACGAUUUGACCCACGUGCAUGCUCCCAAAAUCACACUCAAUUCAUCCUUCUACUGUUUUACCAGCUCUAAAUGAUUCUCCGAUAACUCCCAAAUCUCAAUCAACCCCUUUCGGUUUCUUUUCUCCAGUUACACAGCUGAAAUAUGGGAAUUUGAUUCAAGGUACAAUACUCAUUGACAGCUGAAAGUUUGGAAAUUCGAUUCAAAGUAAAGUCAUCUCUCCCUGCUGAUAGUUGGGAAUUCGAUUCAAGGUUUCUUUCCCAAAUAUAUAAUAAAGUUGCUCCAAGACUGUCAUGCUGAAUGCUGAUUUCAGGGGGUGGGGAUGGGAUGAAUUCCACAAUGGAUGAACUGAACUUGAUUGAGCAGGCUCAGAGACAUCACCACCUUGUGGUGAGGGAGAUAGAAGAGAUUGAUUUGGAAAUUGGAGCAGGGGAUGAUGAUGACGGCCACUCAUUUGCCCAACGCACCCUGAUUUCCGUUACACCACAAGAAUCUGAAGCCGAGGAGCACAGAGAGAAUGGCAAGCUCAUCAUGGUUUCUCAACUUCCGACUGAGAGUCAAGAUCUGUCAAAGAUACAACCGAUGAAGAAGAAGAAAAAGGUGGUUAAGAGAUGGAGGGAAGAAUGGGCCGAUACAUAUAAGUGGGCCUAUGUUGACGUGAAAGAUGGAACUCCAAGGAUAUUCUGCUCUGUUUGCAGGGACUAUGGACGGAAACAUAGGAGGAAUCCUUAUGGAAAUGAAGGAAGCAGAAACAUGCAGAUGAGUGCUUUGGAAGAGCAUAAUAAUAGUCUACUUCACAAAGAGGCUCUUCGUCUCCAGAUGGCGUCCAAAGAGAAACUUAUUGCAGAUAAACCAGUGUAUGUUAAAGCUCUCAUGUCAAAAACAUCUGGAUCAAUUAUUGAAGCUGCGUUGAAAAGAGAUCCUCAAGAAGCCGAGUUUCUACAAUCCAUUCAAGAGGCUAUUCAUGCAUUAGAAAGAGUGAUAUCAAAAAACUCUAAUUAUGUCAGUAUGAUGGAGCGGUUAUUAGAACCUGAGCGUACAAUUAUUUUUCGAGUUCCGUGGGUUGAUGAUAGGGGCGAGACACAUGUGAACCGUGGAUUUCGGAUUCACUUCAAUCAGACCCUCGGUCCAUGCAGGGGUGGACUCCGUUUCCACUCAUCAAUGAAUCUAAGCAUUGCGAAGUUUCUUAGUUUUGAACAGACUUUAAAGAAUGCCUUAUCUCCAUAUAGACUAGGAGGUUCUUCAGGUGGAAGUGAUUUCGAUCCAAAAGGAAAAAGUGACAACGAGAUAAUGCGGUUUUGUCAGAGCUUUAUGAAUGAAUUAUAUCGUUAUUUAGGCCCUGACAAGGACCUUCCUACAGAGGAGAUGGGUGUUGGCACACGUGAAAUGGGUUUUCUGUAUGGUCAAUACCGCAGGCUGGCAGGGCAAUAUCAGGGAAGUUUUACGGGGCCCAGAGUAAAUUGGUCGGGCGCCAGCCUUCGCACAGAGGCUACUGGCUAUGGAUUGGUUUUCUUUGCACAACUUAUACUUGCAGACAUGAACAAAGAACUAAAAGGACUAAGGUGUGUGGUUAGUGGUUCUGGAAAAAUUGCAAUGCAUGUCCUGGAGAAGCUUAUUGCAUAUGGGGCUAUUCCUAUCACAGUAUCAGACUCAAGAGGUUAUCUUGUGGAUGAAGACGGGUUUGAUUUCAUGAAAAUAUCUUUCUUAAGAGACAUCAAAGCUCAACAUAGAAGCUUGAGAGAUUACUCUAAAACUUAUGCUCGCUCAAAGUACUAUGAUGAGGUGAAGCCUUGGAAUGAAAGGUGUGAUGUGGCAUUCCCAUGUGCGUCACAAAAUGAAAUUGAUCAAAGCGAUGCGGUUGCUUUAGUAAAUUCAGGUUGUCGCAUAGUUGUGGAAGGAUCAAAUAUGCCAUGUACCCCCGAGGCAGUUGAUAUUAUGAGAAAGGCUAAUGUUAUAGUUGCUCCUGCUAUGGCUGCUGGGGUAGGAGGGGUUGUUGCUGGGGAACUAGAACUGAAGGAAUGCAACUUGAGCUGGUCUCCUCAAGAUUUUGAAUCAAAGCUACAGGAAGCAAUGAAACUGACGUAUGAGAGAGCGUUAAAAGCAGCAAAUGACUUUGGGUACCAAAAAGAGAGUCCCGAGGCAUUGGUGCAUGGAGCAGCAAUUUCUGCCUUUCUUACCAUUGCCAACGGCAUGACAGAUCAAGGCUGUGUAUAGUCUCUAUCCCUUCCUUCUGCUCGUGCCCCGUCCUUAUUUGUCACAAAUUUGAGUAUGUAUAAAAGAUGCCGAGCAUGAUAGGGGUGGAAUUACUUAUUUGCCCACUCACUCACCCCCGAGCUGCUCUCUCAACGGUGUGUUGUUUUUGUAUCUUCUUGUAUUGUUGAAGAAGAAUGAAUCAAUGACCCACCCGAGUUUGAUACAUCUAUAUAUAGUCGUGAUAUGGAAAUAUGUAAAGGCUGGCAGACUGGUGGACCAAUUUAUUAUUCAUUUAUAGUAGAAGGGUUUAUCUGUAAGAUGUGUAUUGUACUGUAUAUUAUUAUUGUUAAGAAUGAGUAACAUUUGGUGAGGGUUAUUUAGUUUUUUUUCUUGUUGUGUAAACAAUUUCAAAAAAAUGUGGUGAAUUAU
This is a messenger RNA of Cuscuta campestris, 2682 nucleotides long. The record is from the annotation of a GenBank genome assembly. Lineage: Eukaryota; Viridiplantae; Streptophyta; Magnoliopsida; Solanales; Convolvulaceae.